Colletotrichum truncatum is the source of this 1707-nucleotide messenger RNA. RefSeq names its product major facilitator superfamily transporter. Gene Ontology annotation, cellular component: plasma membrane. The record is from RefSeq and is a predicted model, not a curated record. Gene Ontology annotation, biological process: transmembrane transport. NCBI's taxonomy places the organism in Eukaryota, Fungi, Ascomycota, Sordariomycetes, Glomerellales, Glomerellaceae. Gene Ontology annotation, molecular function: transmembrane transporter activity.
AUGACAUCUACCCACAGCACCCUUGUGGCUGCUCGCGAGAAGGGCGAGAAGGGCCAAGAAACCACACCAUCGCCAUCCAUGUUAGCGGAGGAGGGAACUAUCGAGAAGAAGGAGGAGACCGGCACGGCCACCGAUGAAGAGGCCGGUUCGGUUCAACCACAGGAGACCCAGGCCGAAUACCCUACCGGUAUGGCUCUCGGGCUUAUCGUCUUUGCCCUUGUCCUCAGUAUCUUCCUCAUUGCCCUCGACAUGACCAUCGUCGCAACCGCUAUCCCAAAAAUCACCGACGAGUUCAAGGGCCUGGACCAAGUGUCCUGGUACGGAUCCGCCUUCUUCAUGACUGUCGCUGCAUUCCAGUCAACCUGGGGUAAAGCAUUCAAGUACUUCUCGCUCAAAUACUCUUUCCUACUAUCUAUCUUCAUCUUUGAAGUGGGCAGUCUCAUUUGUGGUGUUGCACCCAACUCCAUCGCGCUCAUCGUCGGCCGUGCUAUUGCCGGCGUCGGUGCAGCAGGCAUUGGUUCGGGUGCCUACACUAUCAUCGGCUUCUCCGCCCCGCCAGACAAGCGACCCACGUUCACCGGCAUCAUAGGUGCCGCCUACGGUAUCGCCUCUGUCAUCGGUCCUCUCAUCGGCGGCGCCUUCACCGAUCAUGUCUCCUGGCGCUGGUGUUUCUACAUCAACCUCCCUAUCGGAGGCCUUGGUGCUGCCAUCAUCUUCUUCUUCUUUAGCAACCCGCCCCAGGCAGUGCCUGUCAAAGCCAGUUUGCGCGAAAAGAUUCUCCAGAUGGAUCUGAUCGGAACCUCUCUUAUCAUGGGCGCUACCAUCUCCUUCCUCCUCGCCCUCCAAUGGGGCGGCAACACCCACGCAUGGAAUUCCUCGGUCAUCAUCGGGCUGUUUGUCGGCUUCGGUCUUAUUAUCAUCACAUUCGGCGUCCUUGAGUGGUACCAGGGUGAGCGUGCUAUGAUCACGCCUCGUCUCAUCAGCGACCGCACAGUCUACAUCUCCUCCGCCUACUCUUUCUUCUUUGGCGGCUCCUACUUCGUGCUUGUUUACUACCUACCCAUCUACUUCCAGUCUGUAGGCAACACUUCUCCUACCGAGUCUGGUGUGCGUAACCUCCCCCUCAUCAUUGCUGUCACCAUUGCAACAAUCAGCUCGGGUAUUUCCAUCUCCAUUACGGGUAUCUACGCUCCUAUCCUCGUUGGCGGCGCCGCCAUCGCGACGGUCAGUGCCGGUCUCCUUUACACCCUGGACAUCGGCACCGGCAGUGGCAAAUGGAUUGGCUACCAAAUUCUCGCCGGCCUCGGCUGGGGCGCAGCAUUCCAGGUUCCCAUCAUCGCUAUCCAGGGUACGGUAAGCGAGUCUGACCUCGCUCCCUCCACCGCCAUCCUCCUCUUUUUCCAAAUCGUCGGCGGAGCCUUCUUUGUCGCGGCUGCUCAGUCCGGCUUCCUCGUCACCCUCCUCAAGAAGGUUGUGGAGUACGUCCCCGGCAUCAACCCGGGCCUUGUUGCCCUCACUGGUGCCACGGAAAUUCGCAAUGCCUUCCCGGCUGACGAGGUUCCCGGCGUCGUCCACGCAUACAUGGAUGGCCUCAAGAUCGCCUUCGCCAUCAGCAUUGCUGGUGCGGGCUUCGCCUUCUUGGUCUCCCUCGGCACCAGGUGGAGCAAGCUCAAUACCAAGAAGAUUUCCGGUGCUGGUGCCGCUUAG